CCUCAGCCCGGCAGCCAUUUUGCGGAGCGCUGCGGCGAGCGGGCGGCGCGCGGCGCCCUCUGGCGGCUCCCCGCCCGCGGACCGGCGACGAGGGGGUGGUCGCCAGCCAUGAAGUCCGUUUUUGUCACCGUGGGCACCACCAGCUUCGACGACCUGAUCGCGACCGUCUGCUCCCCCGCGGCCCUGCAGGUGCUGCAGAGCCGCGGCUACGAGAAGCUGGUGCUGCAGGUCGGGCGGGGAGCGCUGGAGCCGGAGCUGUGCAGCAGCCCGGCCUUGGCGGUGGAAGCCUUCCGCUUCAAGGAGUCGCUGGCCGAGGACCUGCGGGAGGCGGACCUGGUCAUCAGCCACGCAGGUGCAGGUAGCUGCCUGGAGACUCUAGAAAAAGGAAAACCACUAAUAGUAGUAAUAAACGAAAAGCUGAUGAACAACCACCAGCUUGAACUGGCAAAACAGCUCCACAGAGAUGGGCACGUGCUCUACUGUAAUUGCAGCACUCUUGUGGACACACUGCAGUCGAUGGACUUGUCAACUUUGAAACCUUUUCCUCCUGGACGCCCAGAAAAGUUUGCUUUGUUCUUGGAUACAGUUAAUGGCUGCGGCUGCUGCGGGCGGCAGCUCCCGCGGGCUCGCUGGGGAAGGGAGCCGGGCCCAGCUGCGCCGGGACGGGGGCGGGUGAGGCUCGGAGGGGCGCCCCGCGGGUGGCCGUGGCCGUGCCUGGCGAGAAGGGGGAUGCUGGGGGUCGCGCCGCCCCACGCCGGGUGUGCCGUGCCACGCCACGCCAUGCCGCGCGCGCUGGGCGCAGGUGGGCGCGCUGGGCGCGGCCCCUCAUUAGCAGCAGCGGCAGCCGCCACGCGCCGCGGAGCGCCCGUCUCCCGCUUCAGCCGCUGCCGCCUUUGCCGCCCGGGGAGGAUGCAGAAGGGCUGGAAGAAGUACUUCGGGCAGAAGUCCUUCGGCGAGGUGGCCAUGGACGAGUACCUGGGCAGCCUGGGGCUCUACCGCAAGAUGACGGCCAAGGACGCCUCCUGCCUCUUCCGAGCCGUCUCGGAGCAGCUGUUUUCAUCUCAAAUUCAUCACGUGGAAAUUAGGAAAGCUUGUGUCUUGUUCAUGAGGCAACACCAGCCUAAGUUUGAAUCUUAUGUGGAAGGAUCAUUCGAGAAAUACCUUGAACGACUAGGAGAUCCAAAGGAAAGUGCUGCCCAGCUGGAAAUGAGUGCUUUAUCAGUGAUGUACAAGCGAGACUUUAUUCUGUACCGGUACCCUGGAAAGCCACCCACUUAUGCUACAGACAAUGGCUGUGAAGGCAAGAUUUUACUGUGUUGUUCCGGCAAUGGCCAUUAUGACUCUGUGUAUACAAAACAAUUCCAGGAAAAUGCUGCUAUUUGCCAGGCUGUAUUGUAUGAGAUCCUGUACAAAGAUGUGUUUGGCAUGGAUGAGGAAGAAUUAAGGUCUGCGGUUGAGGUGUUUCGAAGUGGAUCCAAGAAGAACAGAAACAGUGGCUCUGUAGGAAGCGAGGAUGCAAACUUUGAUUGUCUUCAUGAAAAAGUAUCCAGAAAUUCAUCAGAAAAGAGAGUGGACAACUGGGAAGGCAAUGAUGCUGACAAUCUGCAGGAAGAGAAGUUCAAACAAGGCACUGAAGAAGAAAAGCCUCCAGAAAAUCCAUCAAAGAUGCCUGUUCCUUAUAAAGUGCUAAAGGCACUGGACCCUGAGAUCUAUCGAAAUGUGGAGUUUGAUGUUUGGCUGGACAGCAGAAAAGAGCUUCAAAAAACUGACUACAUGGUGUUUGCUGGGAGACAGUACUAUUUAGGAGACAAGUGUCAGGUGCGCCUGGAGCCUGGAGGUAAGUAUUACAAUGCUCAUAUCCAGGAAGUCGGACAGGAUGGCAACACACUGACUGUAUUCGUUGAGGAGCUGGCGAAAAAGCAUACGGUUCCUCUGGCAAACUUAAAACCAGUGACACAAGUGGCGCCUGUCCUUGCUUGGAAUAUGGUUCCCAGCCGAAAAGGAGGAACCUAUCAGAAAAUAACAGGUGGAUACUUCUCAGGAAUAGAAAUAGAUAUGAAAACACGGAAGAGAAUGCUUAAGAAAGUUCGUGGAAAGGAAGUCUUCAUGACUGUGACUUAUAGCAGGGGUCAGCCAGUUCUUCCACCCCGGCUACAGCACAAUGUUCCUUCGGGGCGCUCUCCUCCAGUUCACUGCUCGCAGGGUGGUGGAAACGUGGCACCUUACGAACCCUAUCAUCCUCAGAAUCCUCCUCAGAGACAUAACCGUGGAUUUGGGAUCUCAAGGGGAUCUGCCCGAUUUAUAAACAGGCACAACAUGGUUGGCCCUCAAAUAGCAUUCUACCCCAGUCCAGGAAAGAGAUGCUAUCAGAGCUAUGACAGUUUCUCCUGCAGGUCCUGCUCAUACAGCCGUAGCCGCCGUCAGAUGCAGUGUGUGAAUAAGGAAUGUCAGUAUGGGUUUGUACCAGAGAGUGGGGAGGAGCCGCAAGGACCAGAAGAAACUAUAACUUUCUAUGAAAUUGAAGGAGAGGAUGACGCUGCUUUUUCUACUUUACCAGUAAGUUACCAACAAAAGGGGUAUGUUAAAACCUCUGAGUUGAGGGUGGGGGGCAAGCUGUACAAAUGCACAGCACUUCUUUACCUAAAUAUACAGCAUCUUCCCCUACCGCCUUGGAAUAAGCUUUACCUUUUCUCUGUCUCUUCCUUGUCUUGUUUAGUAAAGGAAUUUAACAUUUCCUGGGGAAAGAUGCAUCUCGCAGAAAACUCUGCCAUCCUACUAGAGGCCUGGUGGGAGAAUCUUCUGACUUACCACCUCUGCUUCAACCUUGGAAAUCUUACAAGCCUUUCUGAGCACUUUAUCGAUCUCAUAGUCACCAUGUCUUCUGAGGAGAAUUUUGAGUGUCACCUUAGCCAUCACAAAAGAAGCCCAGGUAGCCCUGCUCCCAUUGUCAAUGGUCCAGCAGGAUUUUGGGUACCAAGGAGAGGCCCAAACUCUGUUCCUCCUAACAAGCAGACCCUGAAUUCCUCAGAGGAGGAAGAAGAAGCAAGUGAAAAUGGGAAAUAUCAUGAAGAAUAUAUCUAUGCACCUCCAGAUCCUGACUGUGAAACUGCAACAGUAUUUAAUUCAGCAGAACCUACAGGAAACUUGGAAGAAGGGCCAGUCUCUGUGUCACCUCAGGAUGGAGUGGCUUCCUACAGCUAUCCUCAGAAGGUGUUGGUGAACUCUGCGGCAAUCUCAACUUCAACAGGUGCUGCUCCACCUACAGGCUUCUCAAAUUCCGCUGCCUGCACUCCAGCCAGUGUCACAACAGCAGUUCCCCCACAAACAGCAGUUCAGCCAGUCAUAGUAUCUCCCCUUUCUAUAGGGAGGCCAGCACUUUCUUCGGUGCCAUUCCCAAUUUAUUCAGCUCCUCUUCCUCCAGUCAGUGAGGUGGGAGAAGCUGGUGCCAUUCUUCCACCUUACUCUUGUGAUCCCAGUGGCAGUGACCUGCCUCGAGAUACAAAGGUCUUGCGGUAUUAUUUUAAUCUGGGAUUGCAAUACUGUCAUCAGAGCUAUUGGCCUUCCAUGGUAUAUGUACAGCCAGUGCUGCCACCAUCACCUGUGGAAGUUUAUCCAGCAUACGCUGAGCCAGUUCCUGCCCUAGAUCAGUCAGUACCUCAGCUCUACACUGAUGCUGGGCGAACUGAAGUCCAUCAGGUUCCCUUGGAAGCACCUGCAAAUGGCAACUUUCAAAACGCAGAGCCUCCACCCCUGUCCUACGGGCCAGUAUAUUACCCUGUCGUGUCGGACCCCUUCAGCCAGCAAUCUCUUCCUGGGUUUGAUUCUUUAGUACCUGCCUAUCGCUAUAUUAGUACGUGGCAUCCAGUAAAUCCACCAUAUGGAAACUCUCCCCAAAUUCCUAAUGCUGUAAGCUCUGGACCGCUGCACCAAGUCAGCUAUAUUGCCUCACCUAACCCCGCACCUCAUGACAUGCCUCAAGGAAUGUAAAUCCGGGAGCUAUAAGGUUACUUUUUGCCCUUGGUUCCUUUUGUUUGUCAACUGUAUGUAAUAUUGUUUUGUAAUUGUUAUCCUGUCUGAUUAACCGACUGACGCAGCCCAAACUGCAUUCAAACGUCAUGUUUCUCUUUAGGUUUAUGCUAGCGAUGGUUGACUUGCCAAGAUGUUGUUUUAGUUGAUUACGUAGGAAGCCAUAGGAAAAGAUCAUAUGCAAACUAGAGCACAGGGAACACAAAGCUUGAAUUUCACUAUAAAGUAUGUGUAAAACAUACGCUAUCACUAAAGGGAUGUUGCAUCAUGUACCUCUGUGAGGGGUUACGCUGGAACACUUAGACACCUGGUUCUUGUUUAAGCACUGAAAUAGGCUGCUGUUACAACUACAGAUAAAAAUAGGGCACGGAGUCAUAGAGGAUGAAAAUGUUGGAAACAGGUUGGCUUUCCCAGAUUUCGCAACACAACUUCUUUGCCACUAGUGGUCGCGCAUUUGUAAUGGCUGUAUUUCUUCUAAUCUAAUCUGCGUAGGUGUCACGACCCUUGAAAGUGUAAGAAUCCUGUUUCGAUCUGUUGUAUAUUGCUGUAUGUUUGUAAGAUUUGUUUUGUGAAAGCUGUUGCACAAAUGGUGGUAGCUUGGUGUUUGAUUUGCACUGAUAGCACAAAAUAAAAGCAUUGAACACCUGAAAA
Molecule: messenger RNA, 4677 nt
Organism: Phalacrocorax carbo (great cormorant)
Lineage: Eukaryota; Metazoa; Chordata; Aves; Suliformes; Phalacrocoracidae
Source: RefSeq, a predicted model, not a curated record